AGGGAAUGCAUUAUAUCACUAUGUGUCCUCACUACAAAUGCUGCACAAUCGUGUGUGUGUGUGUCUGCACUUUAUUCAUGGACAGAUUACAUGACAAAUCUUAUCUUCAGGCACAGACAUGUUAAAUGUCCCACACCUCACCUACACAAAAAGACCCUUUAAAAAACUUUUCUUUUUUGUUGUCUUGCACCUAUUGUAUGCAAAAUGCCCACCUUUUUAUGUUGUUGUUUUUUUUCCUAGGGGUUUUUUUUUUGCAUCUCUUUGAGGUAAUUCUGCAUUUAAUGCAGUGGUUGUGUCCAGCAUCUUUGUGGUUGUUUUGUACUGGUUUUCUCUUUCUCUUUCAGUCUUAUUGUGCAGGCGAAAUCUUGUGUUCACACCAACUGCAGCUGUGUGUAGUUGCAGAAGAAGAGAGAGGAUGUGUGUGCCCACAGAGCCUGUACAGUAAUCUGUCUAUGAUGAUGUGUUCAAACAUGUUAUGUUUGUUUGUCCAUUGUAGUUAAAAGUAUUUGAAAUGACAAGCGAGUGCAAAGUGCAAAAGAAAUAGCCAUUUCCAUUGUGUUGACUUUUUCUGUAUUGUCAGAAAAACACAAUUUCAUAUAAAAGAAAACCUCUAUACUGACCUUGUCACAUGCUUUUCUUUGUCCACAGCACUGUAUGCACACAGCAUUUCAUGUAAACCAGAGGUUAUCUUUCAAACCACCAACUGCAGUGUUUCUCAUCUCCACAUUGCAACAGUGUGUGAACUAAACUGAAAAGGAAACUACAGGCUCCCUUCAGUCUAUAAAAUCUGCCACUUCCUCAGGUUGACCAAAGUAGUGCAGUGAGCCUGAAGGUAAGAUCUUGCAGUUUUUGUGCUCUGCCAUGUUUUUGAGUCUGUAGUGACCUAGUUCUCAUGUCUUACGCCUGUGAGCUUGCUUUUUCCUUCUGGUGCCGUUGGCGUUUUGGUUCUCACGUUAUUCCUUGGAAAGUCUCCGUUGAGAUGAAGUAACAAAGCGAGGUGUUGAGUAAAAGUUGUGAAAUGACUGCUUGUUUAUUGUUCAUCAUCGAGGGGAAAAUUCCAUGUCACUGGGUUUUUUUAAAGCUUGAAUACGUUGAAUGAGUUUCUCAUCGUUUGCAUAUGAGGUGUAUUUGACGUACUGCAUUGACAUGUCGUAUUAUGUGAGGCUUGAAACUUUAGUUUUAGUUUGUGUGUUUUGUUUUGUUUGGACUUGGAUUAAUAUUUGCAGCAGGUGCAGACAUGUUUCUCUGAGCGGUGCAGUGAAAUAUAGAAAGUUAAUACUUCUUUGUCUCUCUUAAAAUGAUAUUGUUCCCCUGACUAUAACAAAUUGUUUGUUUAUGCUGCUAAAAUGACAGGAGAUGUGAUUGCAUUUGUGUCUGCUUAUAGCAGGGCUCCUGUGACCUCAUCACUCUUUCUUAUAAUGAAGAACCCACAGUUUCUGUUUCAGAGUCUGCGACGCGUGUGAGAGAGAGCGAGUCAUUGGGUUAGUUAAGUUUAGAAUGAGCGUGUGGUGGUCAGUCCGGCUGCAAGAGCUGAUUGCAGGUUGCACGUGGUCUUCCAGGCAGACGCCGUGCUCGGUUAUGAUGACUCUGUUUGGUCAUCCACAUGCCGUUCACAUGCUGUCAUCGCCUCCCCGGUGUAAUCAGUCCGGUUUCCUUUACUGUCACUGCUGUGGUGGGUUCACAAGAGUUCCCACCUUCUGUUCUCGGAUGUGAGCUCACAGUCACCGCUUAACCAUAGACAGCCUGAAUCAUGAUGCACCUUUUUGCAUAGUAAAGGCGAGGAUGAAAUGACUAGGCUGUGACUGCAAUGCCUAAACUUAGACCUGUGAUCAAACUGGCAACUUGUGUCUACACAUGAUAGGUGAAUGAAUGAAUGAAUGAAUGAAUGAAUGCCCUUCAACACCACAUGCCCUCCUCUGGUAGCAUUCUUCACAUCUUGCCUCACUGAUAUUUACAACUUGAGAGAAUCCCUCUGAGGCACGGGCACAGAUAACAGCUGAGCAAUGAUGUGUAAUUACAGUCGACACUGAUUGUUUCCCCACCGUGCAGCUGGCAGCUCUGGACAGCGACAAAGACGGGUUCUUAUCUCCUGACACAGGCUGGCAUUCAGCAGGUCGUAUGUCAGCUGUCUACUCCCCACAUUCAAUUAGUCUGCAAUUGAAAGAGAAAUUUAAUGAAAUGAGACCCAAAUAAAAGUUCAAUGUUCAAAGUGAAAGUGUAGCUUCUUUUAUGGGGAAACUCUUGGGGCAAUGGCGGCUCAGUGGUAGAGUGAGUCGUCUUGAUUCCUUGAUGGGUGUGAAUGGCAAAAACUGUGGUGUAAAACAGCUUUGAGUGGUCAUCAGGACUAGAAACGCUCUAUAGAAAUACAGACCAUUUACCCUCUAUACUGUAUGAAGCAGCAGCGGUUUGCCUAGCUGAGCAUAUGGACCUACAAAACAUUAUUGUUAUUGUACAAACUAAAUUAAUGCCUUAAUUGCGAUGGGUUUUUGUUAGUUUUUUACCAUUUUGUCCACAGUUUGCUUCAUGUUCUCAGCAAGCUCCAAGAAAUAGGGGAAAAAGCGCCCUCAAUGGCUAAACUAUUCCUUUGACAUAAAUGAUGUCUAAUAUCCUCAGUGUAUUAGUAUUUAUAUUGUACAAAACAAACAUUAUCUGUUUAUGAAAUCAACUCUAAGCUCUUUCUUUCUUUCUGUUGAGUCGACCCUAAAAAUAAGGACAGUAGAACAAGGAUGCACGUCAGUCAUCAAUAAUGCAAGGAUUGGCAUUUGGUUUGUUGUGCAGUCGUGUAAUCAGUGAAGCGUCACUGCUCUUCCUGCAGCUGUGGGAGAAUUUGUUUGUGGUUUUAUUUCCUUUAGAAGAAGAGCUGAAUAAUGGAGAAUUUCAAGAGAGACACAAAAUGUGACCGUGAGAAUGACAGGAGGGAGAUGAGGACAUAAUGUGUGAGUCUGAAAUGUUGCUGAAAUGUCAUCAGAGCCCUGGGUAUAAAGUUACUCCAGGCUGCGUCACCGUGUCACAGAUUUGUAACUGCUCACUUGGUUGUUGUGGCAGAGUGAUGUUUCACCAUCCAAGCGGAAACACAGCAGCCAGUCAUUCAGUAUAUCUGCUCAGCAGGUGGACAUCCUGUUCUGACGUUGGUGGACACUCUCAGACAUCACAAUAAGGAAACGGCAGCAUGUAGAGUAACCUUUUCUGCCUUAUACUCUUCUCUGGUUCCAGUGAAAGGGGAGGGAUCAAAGAGGAGGAGGAGGAGGAGCCAGGAACAAAAAUAAUAAGACAGAGGAGCAGAGAGGAGGACAGACACAAAGAAGACAAGCAGUGACAUAUGCUCACAGAUUUUGUAUUUGUUUUCACUCAAAGAUGGAUUUGAAUUUUCUUCAGUCUCUGGAAAAAGAGAUCGUCCUGGAGGUUCUACGGAGAGACAAACAGCUGCGCAUUAUAGAAGACGACAGGAUCAGGAGGAUGAAAUAUGAGCUCCAGGAGCUUCGCAGAAGAGGAGCUAAGAGUUUCGCCCGGCAGUACGGCGAGAGGACCUGCGCCCGCUGCCAGAGGCCCCUGGGACGCUUUUGGAACUCGGGUGACGUUUGCCGCGGCUGCAGCCACCGCAUCUGCGGCAGGUGCCGCAUGGGCGUGGGAACGGUCGACUGGAAGUGCACCGUCUGUCACGCCUACAGGGAGGUGAAGAUCAGGUCUGGAGAGUGGUUCUUAGAGGAGAAGCUCAAGAAAUUUACAGUCACCACAGACAAGUAUGAAACAGUUGGAGAGAAGCUGUUACAGACCUACAACGUGCUGAGUCAUAUAUCAGUUGUGCCACCGACUCCUCCGCCUCAUAUGGAUCAUCAUUUCAUGAGCAGAUCAGGGAGCUUAAAGCACUCGAAGCCUUUCACCAAAUCUGUGGAGGAUCUAAUGGUUUCGUUCACGAGUCAUAUCAAGAGGAUUUCAUCUUCUCAAAACGACCUCCUGGUUGUUAACGACACCCGCAAAGGGUCGCGCUGCCAGUACAGCAGGCAGAAGAGUCUGUCUGAAGCUGACAUCAACAAACCUGCCUACCUCUUUAAAGGCCCAAGUCUUCCAAACCUGUUCAAGAAAAAUAAAGACAGCGACCAGGAAAGCUCCUCAACUGGGGCAGAAGAAGAGACUUCCUUCUGCAGCUCUGACUAUUCUGGAGGAACCAGAGGCAGCAACAGCAGCCUCUUUGAGAGCAUCAGCGUGACAGGAGAGCUGGAGCUGGCACUCGUCUACAACUCCAACACCUCCUGUCUGGAGAUCACGGUCGGCGCCUGCAGAAAUCUCUCUUAUGGAGACGCCAAAAAGAGGCGAUGUCACCCAUACGUCAAACUCAUUGUUCUGCCAGACAAGAGCAGCAAAAUGAAAACGAGGGUGAUGAAAAACACCACCGAGCCUGUUUAUAACGAGACGGUGAAGUGUCAAAUUGAGCGCCACCUGCUGUUUGGAAAGAGACUGCAGGCCUCCGUGUGGCACAAGGGAACACUGAGAAGGAAGGUGUUCCUCGGUGAAGUCCUUAUUCCACUGGACGGCUGGAGAAAUGAGGACAAAGCGUCACAAGACUUCAACUGGUACCCGCUGUGUCCAAAGGGUUCGAGUCCAGAUGGAGGCGCUAUGGAGCAGGACGGACAAGAACACGUGGUCAGAGUCAAGCUCAGCUCCAGCCACCAUGGUGUCUGACUGUGACUCAGAUGACGCCCAUUAGUGGAGGUGAGACCAGGCGACUCACCAGCUGCUGUUCAAGUGACCACAGUGUGAACCUGGACCUGUGGGACCAAACCCUGAGUUCAAACCUGGUAGCACCAGAGAUUUUAAAUGUUCUCACCCUUAAAUAACCAUUUGUCUGGUAAAUCAUCUAUUUUGCAGAGCAGAAGAGAAAAUGUAUAUCACACUAUAAUGUAUUCGUAAGCUGAUAUAUAAGUGUAUGUAGAAGUGAUGGAGGCACUGUAUAUGACAACUGCUCAUCCCUAUAAAACAUUAACAGAAAGUAAUGACUGAAUAGAAUAGAACAUUUGAUGUACGUUUAUUUAUUUAUUUUAUUUGUUACUGUGCUUUGUUAUGUAUGCUCAUAUUUAUCGACGUACAUUUUAUUAAUAAAUACUCUGCUGCUGAAAAGUGAA
Messenger RNA from Solea solea (common sole), 5120 nucleotides. It is a transcript of the gene sytl3, whose product is annotated as synaptotagmin-like 3. The record is from RefSeq and is a predicted model, not a curated record. The transcript has 13 exons. Gene Ontology annotation, cellular component: exocytic vesicle; plasma membrane. Gene Ontology annotation, biological process: exocytosis; intracellular protein transport. The coding region runs from base 3355 to 4680 and encodes 441 amino acids. Gene Ontology annotation, molecular function: small GTPase binding; neurexin family protein binding. NCBI's taxonomy places the organism in Eukaryota, Metazoa, Chordata, Actinopteri, Pleuronectiformes, Soleidae.